AUGGGCUUUGGUGUGAAAAACGGGGUCCGUCAAGGUGGUAUUAUGUCACCAUUACUUUACAAUAUCUAUGUGGAAGAUCUAAAUGUUCGUCUGAAUAAUGUUAAUGAUGGUUGUGAGCUGAAAGAUACAACAUUUAAUCGUCUCUGCUAUGCAGAUGACAUGGUUCUUCUGGCUUCUUCUUGUUAUGGGUUACAACGCCUUGUUAUUGCCUGUGAGAAUUUUGCUGAAGAUCAUGAUGUCAUUUACAACACAACAAAAUCUGUUUGCAUGCUUUUCUGUCCAAGUGUACGUAAAGUAUCUGGCUUGCCAGUUACCCGUCUGAUUGUUUCUCAUCUCAAUUACUGUGAUAGCGUUACAUAUCUUGGCCAUAUGCUUACCGAUACUCUAAAUGGUGAGCUAGAUAUUAAGGGUUAA
This is a messenger RNA of Anneissia japonica, 414 nucleotides long. RefSeq lists its product as uncharacterized. The transcript has a single exon. The coding region runs from base 1 to 414 and encodes 137 amino acids. Lineage: Eukaryota; Metazoa; Echinodermata; Crinoidea; Comatulida; Comatulidae. The record is from RefSeq and is a predicted model, not a curated record.